Molecule: messenger RNA, 4377 nt
Organism: Gadus chalcogrammus (walleye pollock)
Lineage: Eukaryota; Metazoa; Chordata; Actinopteri; Gadiformes; Gadidae
Gene: rhogb
Product: ras homolog family member Gb
Exons: 4
Coding region: 237-812 (191 amino acids)
Biological process (GO): small GTPase-mediated signal transduction; establishment or maintenance of cell polarity; actin filament organization
Cellular component (GO): cytoplasmic vesicle; cytoskeleton; plasma membrane
Molecular function (GO): GTP binding; GTPase activity; protein kinase binding
Source: RefSeq, a predicted model, not a curated record
UCCUCAAACUCAGCCGGGGCCGUUUAAAACACUUCCUCUCCUCAGCGCCACCAAGUAGAACAUACUUCCUCUACUCAGCUCCGCCCGGCCGACGUCUGACAACCAGAGACGAGAGAGAGCGCCCGAGAGAGACAGACCCGCUGCUUUUCUCCGGCGCAGACCCUACUUCUCAGCGCGGAGAAGACGGCUAUGAUCGGUCACUGAGGGAGUCACCGGUCGGAGGUCAGCUGGUUGUCAUGCAGAGCGUCAAGUGUGUCGUCGUGGGCGACGGAGCGGUUGGGAAGACGUGUCUCCUCAUCUCGUACACCACAGGAGCCUUUCCCAAAGAGUACAUCCCCACAGUGUUCGACAACUACAGCAGCCAGGUGACGAUGGAUGGCCGGACCAUCAGCCUGAACCUGUGGGACACGGCCGGUCAGGAGGAGUACGACCGUCUGCGGACCCUCUCCUACCCCCAGACCCACGUCUUCAUCAUCUGCUUCUCCAUCUCCAGCCCCGCCUCCUACGAGAACAUCAGACACAAGUGGCACCCAGAGGUGUCCCACCACUGUCCUGGCGUCCCGGUUCUCCUAGUGGGCACCAAGAGCGAUCUCCGGAACGACACGGAGACCCUGCGGAAGCUGAAGGAGCAGAACCAGAUGCCCGUCACCCAGCAGCAGGGCUCGGCGCUGGCCAAGCAGAUCCACGCCGUGCGAUACCUGGAGUGCUCGGCGCUGAACCAGGACGGCAUCAAGGAGGUGUUCGUGGACGCCGUGCGGGCCUUCCUCAACCCCCAGCCCACCGUCGCCAAGAGGCCCUGCGUUCUGCUCUGAGGCCCGGGCGGACUCGCUCACACGGAGCCGUCCCCGCAGACGCCGUGUACCGUCAGAACCCCGCCCCGACGCCACCCUACACCCCUCUAACGAACUCUGGCUGAGCCACCGACCCAACCUGAUCGGGACAGGAAGGGACAGUCAGAUAUAGAUAUAUAUAUAUACAUAUACAUUUAUUAUUAUUUUGUUUUGAUUUUUAAUCUCACCGAAAUGUGGGAGGAUGAAAGUGGUUCUUGGGUUUCCGAUGUUUCAGAUUCUUGUUGCGAAGAGGCCUUCUAAAGGGACCAGGUCAGUCUCACCCCCACUGAUUCUGUAUGGGCUUUGUGUUUUUUGGUGGGUCUAAUGCUAAGCAGGAGGGUCAGGAGGGGCAAGCACAGGGAAAGACCUAAGAGAUAAACACUAUUUACUGUUUUAAAAUGGUACAUAGAGUGCAAACUCAAGUUAGGUGAGGGGGGAAAGGAUAGUAAUAUAAUACGUUUGCAUUGUAGUACAUUAAGACAGAAAAAUAUUUGAUAUAAGAAACCAGGUGAUUCCAAAGACCUCCUUGGCAUUUCAUUCAAAUUAUAUAUCAGAGUGUGUGUCUUAGAUCCUAACUGGACAGCACAUGCUUUUUGUUGGUUUUCAAAGUUAAUUGUACCUGUAAACUCCCCUAUUACCAUAUGCUAUUAUGGACAUCUCUCCACCAAAGUGUCAAAGAUCAUCUCCUCAAUGCCUAACUUAUUAUUUUUUUAUUCAACCAACCGACAAAUCCCAAUGGUGUCUGGAAUCUGCAGUCAGCGCUGCUUUUUAGUAACCAUUCAACUAGCUUUUAACUUUGUCGCUUUGAAUCGGCGGAAGUGAAACCAGCUUAUUUACCAUUGACUGUGCUGACACAGAACUCUGGCCGAUUACAACACAAGUUUCGAGUUAAGGAAGACACGUCCCAACUCUUAACUUCUUGGUUGGUCAGGGCUUAUAGAAUGACGUAAACGGUGUAGACUCUGCAACACACUGACAUCGUAAAUUGAGUUUGGUUGUUUUGUCGUUGUCAUUUAGCAGAGGUCCCUGUUUAUGCAUUUAAUGGGAUUAUCUCUUUAAUAUUAUUUUAAAGAUAGCCAAUUCCAUUCAUAUCACAGACACCCGUAAAGAAUUAAUUGCUUACUCUAUCUUUGUACAUAAUUGAGACCAGUGUAUGAGUUCCUGUUUCAGCCUACUUUGCAGCCAGCUACGCAAGUGGAUGCAUAUGCAGUGCUACUGUUUACCCCUAAGAGUCUGCGUUCCAGGAAGUCCUCCUUCUGGAGUUUCCUUUGACGAGGCAGGGAGCCACUUCCUCCUCUCCCUCAUUUCCUGUCAGGGGAUGAGACAUUCUGGAACACACAAUUAGAACGGUAGGAACUGGUCUAUUCGUGGCAACAUGGCUGCCAUAACGUUUUGAUGUUUUUUUUAUUGUUAUAAGAAGCUACAUUUUGUGAAUUCUGCUUGUCAUCAUCUCAAUAUCCCUGUAACAAAAGUGAUACAUUCUUAAUCUACCUAAAAACAUUAAAUGUAAUCGUAAUCAAAUUCAUAUUCUAUUUUCAGAUUAAGGUUCAUGUUUAUUUUUAGUGUCUUAGGAUCGGGUUCAAACAAAACGUUGAUCAGGCUAGUAACUUCCCCACAAGGGUAACAAACUCCAUGCAACAAUGCUAGGACAGACAGACAGACAGAGAUUGCAGUAAAUAUUAUUCAUGUUAGCAUUUUCCCUAUGCAUAACAAAUCUCAAUUUCCUUUUCCCCGGGCCUCACCUUGUGGGAUGUCUUCAGUGAAUGUCCUUUAUUUCGAAUAUUUAUCAAGCUGUAAUUUAUGUCCUGUUUUAUUUUUUUUAUUACUUGUUGUGAUUGAAUAUUGUUGGUUUUUGUGCAAAUGUUCUGUUCAUUCCUGUGCAAUUAAAUAAGAAGGCACACAUUGUCCUGUGUCUGCCAUAUCACAAGAGGAUAUUGUGUUGCAAUGGGGAUUUUUCUGAAAUACCUUAGAAUAAGCCAAACUCUAUUUCCUGAAAUUGUCCAGUUGAGGUCUAACCAGGGACCUUUUUCUAAAUGACCAAAUGUCUAAGAAAAACUUGAAAUUAUACUAACAUAAAGAACUGUUGUGUUAAGGUGGUUUGCAUUUUUUUAAUGCAAUAUUAUGACCAAAUAAUAUUAAUAAAAAAGAUUUUAUUUAUUUGUUAGAUGAUGGAUUUUCAUUUUUGCGGUUGGCCUGGUUUCCAACCUUUGUCAGACUAGACCAAACAAGCCCAUAACAUUGAUUUGAAGUUAAACAAAGUUAAUUUGGGGGUUUAAUAAUUUGAAUGAAAUGUUUUAUUUCUGCUGUCAAGCUUCAGACCAAAUGCUUUGAGGGCAGAAUAGAAUAACAUGAACCACAUAAUGUUAAAAAGGGACUGAAUUCUGUGUGGAUAAACAAAUUAUGUAGAAGAGGAUGUUAGAGAAGCUGGCAAAGGGGAACUCGAGACCAUGAGUAUUCUUCAAAGUGUGACUCACGUCCUUUUGCAAUACCAAUUGAUCUAAGUUCACACACCUACUAGAACAGGCAAUAUAGAAAAAAUAUUCUCCUACAAGCGACUUGGAAAAUGCAAACCCUUUCAAACCCAUCACAAGUAUGUAAAACAGGCUACCUUAAGAAAAAAGCACACACACUCCCCACAAACAUAUAGUAUAAGGCACACAUUAGGUAGGUACAUUCCACAACAUUUGUCCAAACCUGCCAUUUACUACCUGUGGUAUUUGCAAAGCUUUUCAAAAGGCAUAGAGGUUACAGUAUGUGCAUCAUAUCUCAAAUACUUGUUCAUGCUGUUAAUACAUCAAUGGAAUAAUAUUGCAUCCCUUUGGUUUCGAGUAUGGCAAUCCUCAGUCCUUCCCCGCGUCAGCGAUUUCAGAAUCAAACAUAGGGGCAGGCCUUAGAGCAGCCAGCACAACACAAACAUUUGCCUAUUUCAUCAUAGUAUCAUGACUUGACGAAUUACUAUGAUAUUAAGCCAUCAUCUGAAUAAAAUAUUUACAUAACUAUUUGCAUUUCUAAUAUUAUAAACCAAUAGGAUUGGGGGCUAAAAUUGCAGCUAAAUGUAUUGUAUACCUGCACAGUAGGUUAAGAAGGCACCUUAGUCAGGGGUUAAUUUACAAUGUAGCUCAUUGAUACAGCCGGAGAAUGUUCAGUCCCACAGCAAAAACCAUUAUGGCACAGCAAAUCAAGAAUGAUCUAGCCUUUGAGCUUGCACUGGGUACCUAGGUAUACCUAAUCAACUCAACUUAAACCCGUUACCAGGGUGUAUAGAAAUGUGUUUUCUGAUGAGGCUUACACAAAUAAAAAUAGUAUUAUACCAUAUAAAGCCUUUGCUUUUACUGAAUGGUCCUCCAACAAAAUAGGCUUUAUUUGCUUUGAUAUGUUUACAAUACAGUGCAUAUGAUGGUGCAACCGGAUAGUCUGGUUAAAUAUCGUAAUUCAGUUCUCAAGUGUGUUUUAAAUGUAAGGUAGAGUCGUAUGAAAGUCAAACAAACUGCACCAAACACUUAUUGAUCCACUGUCCAAAACGACCUUCUCCCUGUAAAAAGGAGUU